Thermochaetoides thermophila DSM 1495 is the source of this 1899-nucleotide messenger RNA. RefSeq names its product ATP-dependent RNA helicase, mitochondrial-like protein. Lineage: Eukaryota; Fungi; Ascomycota; Sordariomycetes; Sordariales; Chaetomiaceae. Bases 1 to 1899 code for a protein of 632 amino acids. The transcript is spliced from 2 exons. Gene Ontology annotation, cellular component: mitochondrion. Gene Ontology annotation, molecular function: nucleic acid binding; ATP binding. The record is from RefSeq and is a predicted model, not a curated record.
AUGAUGAAGACCAGCCUCAUGCGGCAAGCGGCUGUUUGCCGCGCCGCCCUCACUUCCCUUCCGGGCCGUGCCACCUUCAGGGCAUCACCGGCGGCAGCUUUGGCCUUACCUCGCUCUUCUGCGACGUUUUAUCGCCCCUCUACCUUUCUCAUCCGUUUCUACGCGACCGAGCAAGCCGCCCCCUCUCGGGAGUCCAACCCUGAGCCGCCUACUCUCAUCACUCGCUUCGAGGAUCUCCACACCCUGGGCGUCAAUGAGCGUCUCAUUCAGUCUAUCACUAAGGGCAUGCGUUACGAGACCAUGACGGAGGUCCAGUCCAUGACCAUUAAUCCCGCCCUUCGCGGCAAGGACGUUGUUGCUCAGGCCAAGACUGGUACCGGCAAGACAUUGGCCUUCUUGGUUCCCGUUAUUCAGAGGAUCAUUGAGGCUCAGCCGGAACUCGAGAGGCCCUCGAGGAAAAGAGCCACGGCCGACGAUAUUCGUGCCAUUGUUAUCUCGCCCACCCGUGAGCUGGCUGAGCAGAUCGGCGAGGAGGCAAGGAAGCUUGCCCGCAAUACUGGCGUCAGGGUCCAGACUGCCGUGGGUGGUACUCAGAAGAAUGCCAUGCUGCGCAAGACCCGCGCUGAAGGCUGCCAUCUCCUCAUUGCCACUCCGGGCCGUCUGAACGAUCUCCUGUCCGAUCCUACCAGCGGGAUUGCGGCUCCCCGCCUAGCUGCCCUCGUCCUGGACGAGGCUGACCGCAUGUUGGAGGUCGGCUUCAAGGCCGAACUCGAGAGCAUUGUCUCCCUCCUCCCCGAUCGCAACACCGUCCCUCGUCAGACUCUCCUCUACUCGGCCACGCUGCCCAAGAAUGUAGUCAACAUUGCCCGCACCUAUAUCAACCCUGCCAACUUCGAAUUUGUCCAGACUGUGCGGCCAGAUGACACCCCGACACACGAAAGGGUUCCCCAGUUCAUCGUCCCUUGCCGUGGCUUCGAGAACUUGCCUGCGACCCUCCUUGAGCUGGUGCGCCGCGAGCUCAAAGCUUCUUACGAGGACAAGACCAAGAUGCCCCUGAAGACCAUCGUCUUUCUGCCGACUACCGCCUCCGUUGUCUGCUACGCCAGCAUGUUCCGCCGCAUCGCCUACCAGGAUAAGGAUCUGCCACCCAUCUAUGACAUCCACUCCAAGUUAUCCCAGUUCGAACGGAGCCGCAACUCGGAUAACUUCAAGCGCGCCCAGUCUGCCAUCUUGUUCUCGUCUGAUGUCACUGCCAGAGGCAUGGACUUCCCCAACGUCUCGCACGUCAUCCAGGUCCACCUGCCCAGCAACCGCGAUCAGUACAUCCACCGUAUCGGCCGUACCGGUCGUGCUGGUAAGGAGGGCCAAGCCUGGCUGCUUGUUUCGGACAUUGAGAUCCCCGCCGCUCGCGACAUGCUUCCUGGUCUCCCCAUCAAGCGCUUUACCGAGCUCUCCGGCGCUGUGGUUGAUGUGAAGAAGGCGGAGGAGAGCGAGCUACCCAAGGAGUUCGUCGAUAUCACCAACGCUGCGCAGAAGCUCCCGUAUGAGAUCAUUUCCGAGACCUACAGGUCCUUCCUCGGCGGAGCCCUCGGUGAUACGGACCGCCAGGAUGUCGUCAACGAAAUCAACAGCAUGGCUAAGCACACCUUCGGCCUGGAGGAGCCGCCUGCCAUUUCGCCCCGCCUCUUGGCUAACCUACCGCGUGGCAUCAAAGGCCUGCGCUUGGCUGAUGCCAACGAAGGCCGCUUCCGCAACAGCAUUGGCAACCGUGGAGGUCGGUUUGGCGGCCGUAACGAACGUGACGCUGCCCCCCGCAAGCCGAGAGACGCCUGGGAGGCAAUGGAGAUGGCUGGCGCUCAGGAGAAACGCCGCCCUACGCGCGCUCGUGCCACUUUCUGA